CCCUAAAAAAAAUAUAAGCAGGACAGUCGUUGCUCCGUUUAACAAGUAACAACUAACAGCAGACCAGAGUCCAGAGGCUGAGAAAAUCAUAAAACCUUAAAAGAGAUCGAUCAAUCCUCCUGGAACUAAGAUCGUGUAGCGGAAAGCAUGGCCAAGCAUCAUCCAGAUUUGAUUAUGUGCCGGAAGCAGCCAGGAAUUGCUAUUGGACGACUUUGUGAAAAAUGUGAUGGAAAGUGUGUAAUAUGUGAUUCCUACGUGCGCCCUUGCACACUUGUUCGAGUUUGUGAUGAAUGCAACUAUGGAUCCUUUCAAGGUCGCUGUGUUAUUUGUGGAGGAGUGGGUAUUUCUGAUGCCUACUAUUGCAAAGAGUGUACACAGCAGGAGAAAGAUAGGGAUGGAUGUCCAAAAAUUGUCAAUUUAGGGAGUGCCAAAACAGAUCUAUUCUAUGAACGUAAGAAAUAUGGUUUUAAGAAAAGAUGAUGAGAAUUGGAUGGACAUAUGUGUACUGCUAUUAAACUGCUUUUUAUUUUCUCAGUUUGAGAUGAAGAAUCUUGAUAUGUCGGGAUUAUGAGCAUAGUAUAGACAAAUAUGUAGGCUUUUACAUUGCUUUUAUUAUGCUUGAGCAUUGCUGAAGACGGCAGAUUUGAAAUGCUGGAGCUAUUUUAAAGUAUUGAGUUUGUUUUCGUA
Molecule: messenger RNA, 687 nt
Organism: Quercus robur (English oak)
Lineage: Eukaryota; Viridiplantae; Streptophyta; Magnoliopsida; Fagales; Fagaceae
Product: PHD finger-like domain-containing protein 5A
Exons: 2
Coding region: 148-480 (110 amino acids)
Biological process (GO): mRNA splicing, via spliceosome
Cellular component (GO): U12-type spliceosomal complex; U2 snRNP; catalytic step 2 spliceosome
Source: RefSeq, a predicted model, not a curated record